AUGUCGGGCCAAGUCACCUCUUCGGACCUCAGUCCUGUCAUCAUAACAGGUGGUUGUGGGUUCGUUGGCUCUCAUUUGGCUGAAGGCCUCCUCGCAGAGAAUCCCAAUUGCCAAAUCCACAUCAUUGAUUUAAACUCUGCGAGGAACCAAGUUCAGGGUGCUCAUUACCACACUUGCGAUAUCACAUCUUCUGUGGACGUAGAGUCCUUCUUUGUUGAGAUCAAGCCCCAGACUGUCUUCCACGUCGCAUCUCCAGACCCGUUGGUUCUGAACCCAGCUCGAUUCCGCAGCGUAAAUGUCGACGGUACAAGAAAUCUGUUAGAUGCGGCUAAAAAGACAAAAUCUGUAAAGGCCUUUGUCUAUACCUCAUCGUCCUCGGUCAUCCACGACAAUAUCAGCGAAUUGAUCGACGCCGACGAAUUGUUACCAGUCCUUCGAUACCCAAUUCAGAAACGUGUAUAUACUUUGACUAAGGUCGAGGCCGAAGACGAAAUCUUUGCAGCAAACCGUCAGAAUGGAAACUCUUCUAUGAUGACAGUAUCCAUUCGUCCCGCUACUGUGUUUGGAGCGCGUGAUUUUGGUUUCCUGGGCAAAGUCAUUGCUCAAGCCCGAGCUGGAAAAGCGAAUUUACAGAUUGGGCCCGGAAAGAAUUACUACGAUGUUACCUAUAUCUCCAAUCUCGUGGAUGCUCAUCUCCUCGCUGCGCAUGCUCUGAUCGACGCGUACGGAAAGGCUGCUCCGCCUUCUGAGAAGCGGAUUGACGGCCAAGCCUUUAUCAUCACCAACGAUGAGCCAGUCCUUUUUUGGGACUUUCAGCGGGCCGUUGCUGCAGCCAUUGGCAUGUCUGUUAAGCAGGAAGACAUCAAAGUUGUUCCUUACUGGGUUGCUAUGCUGGCAGCUACAGUGAGCGAGUGGAGCACUUGGAUCUUUUCCUUUGGCAAGAAGCAGGCUCCUAUUACCAGGGAAGCCGUCCACCUGAGUACCAUUACACGAACCCUCAAGUGUGACAAGGCCAAGCGAAUCCUCGGCUACAAGCCGAAGGUGGGUGUAUACGAAGGGCUCGAGGAAUCUAGCAAGUGGUUCGUUGAGGAAGCGAAGAGGACUGAAAUGGCGAAGAAGAUAGUCUGA
Molecule: messenger RNA, 1128 nt
Organism: Diaporthe amygdali
Lineage: Eukaryota; Fungi; Ascomycota; Sordariomycetes; Diaporthales; Diaporthaceae
Exons: 1
Coding region: 1-1128 (375 amino acids)
Biological process (GO): steroid biosynthetic process
Molecular function (GO): 3-beta-hydroxy-Delta5-steroid dehydrogenase (NAD+) activity
Source: RefSeq, a predicted model, not a curated record